Messenger RNA from Mercenaria mercenaria, 7313 nucleotides. RefSeq lists its product as uncharacterized. The transcript has 47 exons. The coding region runs from base 318 to 6974 and encodes 2218 amino acids. Gene Ontology annotation, molecular function: scavenger receptor activity; metalloendopeptidase activity; zinc ion binding. NCBI's taxonomy places the organism in Eukaryota, Metazoa, Mollusca, Bivalvia, Venerida, Veneridae. The record is from RefSeq and is a predicted model, not a curated record.
UGCAAGCGCUUGUAUAAGGGAAUAAUUAGUCUCACAUCACUGAGUUACAAUAUUUUACUUAAUGGCAAUUAGUUUGUUUAUGCUUUGAAAUUAUUUUUCUGCCUUAACUAUGCAUCAAAUGCAUGCGUAAACUGUGGCUUUUUCUUCUAAUUUCUUGUGUUUUUGCGGUGAGAAACGUCUUACGUUUUUUGGGGAAAAAUUAUAUUUACAGCAACUUAAGUUUACGUUAGACAGACUGUAAAAACCGUGACAGGAGGGACAAUUAAAACACUUCAGCAUCUAUCAGUUGAAACGCGUGGGGACUGACGAAAAUUAAUAUGGAGUUUGGGAGAAUAAAAUUUGUCGUAAAACGGCAGAAACGGUCAGAUUUUUGUAUACAGAAUUAUGUAUAUGUGUUAAUUAUAAUCAGUUAUUUUAUUCACGUUGCUGAUGGUUUCAAAGACUACCAUACAUGCUUGGAUGUUAAAAAAGACUUGGGUAGCAAGGCGGCGGAUGGCGAAUAUAUUCUGUAUUUACCUUCUUUAAAAACUGUCGGAAUUACUGUUUAUUGUCACAAUCUCCAAUCUCCAGAUCUUGGUCCACAGUCCUACAUCACUCUUCGUUCUGGACGAAGUUCGAAUUUUGCCUCGUUUUAUGAAAAUGUUGGUGUAAAAGAUUAUUGUGCUGACGCGUAUCCAAGGCAAGCGUACUCAGCCGGAGGCAGGACAGAAUUCACUAAGAUAGCUGUCAAUAUGUAUGGUUUAAACAUUGAUCCGGGUGAUUUUACGUUUGCUAACCAUUCCAGUGUAAACAAGAUAAGAUAUGGGUCAGCGGGAGAUAACUGGACAAGUUCAGAUUCUUGUUUUCCAAUGGGGGCUUUCCAAGUUGAUCUUACUGGCACACCGUUUACUGUGGUUUCAAACUCUGUAUGGGAAUGGGCGGGACGGCACGUGCGCGGGAAUCUCACCUCGGGACACGCUCGCAUUGACAAUCAUACGUACAUUGGAUGUUUUGUUGACAAGCGUGAUCGUCUGCUGCCGGGAGGCCGAGCAGAUAAUUCUAGAAACCAAACCGUACAGAACUGUAUACGGCAUUGCAAAGGUCUGAAUUAUGCAUAUGCAGGCGUCGAGUAUGGUGUUGAAUGUCAUUGCGGUAACGAUUACGGAAGGUACGGUACACGGCCGGUAUCGGAGAACAACUGUAACAAAAAAUGUAGCGGAAACCCGCAUCAGAUAUGCGGAGGAACUUGGUUCGUAAGCGUGUAUUCUACAGCUAUUCCACAAAGGAUAACGGGACACUGUGGAGGUUUUCCAGGCCAGUGUUACCCAGCUACAACCGACAUCUUUAAACAAGAAAACUUACAAGUGGAUCUGAUGCAUAAUCAACACAUUUGUGUCAAAAGUAACCCUUGCCAGAACGAAGGACGGUGUUUAGCUGUAGACGCAGAUAAGUUCAAAUGUUUAUGCUAUAAAGGAUACUCUGGGACAAAUUGCGAAAUUGUGAAAUCGGAAAUUAUUGACGACGGUCGAACAUGUCCCGCCGGCUACCAAGCGGAAACAUGCAUGUGUUACGAGCCUAAAUGUAACGGUGCCAAGUUUGAGGGUGAUACAUGUGUAACAUCUACUGGACAUUCACAAGUGAUAUGCCGUCCCGGAGAUCCCGGUCACGUGAUAUUAUUCAAUGUGGACAAUUUAGGAACAGUUCGGUGUCCGGUGGGGGCUGUAGCGGUCGGCUGUAGUUACUGGACAACGUACGCUGCAGGAGUAGUACACGGUCAGAGUUUAAUGGACGGCGGCAUAUGUGGUAUAUCCAACAAUACCGUAUGGGUUCAAGCAAGAUGUAAACAGUAUAUGUGUGGAUGCAAGAACGGCGGGCAUUGUAACAAGGUGACUGGAGAAUGCGAGUGUCCACCUUCGUACUACGGAGCCAAGUGUGAAACCUUUGACUACUGUUCCUAUUACGAGGAUGUACAUAAUCACACAGCUUGUGAUGUUGGGGGUGUAUGUACCCCUAUGUAUAAAGAAGUUAUGAACACGAUCGGUGGGGAUAAAGCCGGGGACACGUGCAUUUUCCCGUUUGACUAUGGAAACUAUACUUUCAACACAUGCGUCGAGGACAACAGUGUCGGGCCUCCGUUUGCCUGUGCAGGGGAAUUUGCUUUGUCGGAAAACUUCAAAAGCGGACCAACAUACAUUGACUUGGGACCUUGGAGCCCGGGUCCUCGGUAUACGGUAGCUGCGUGGGUCAGGCCGGAUCAUAUUGAUACAAUGAGGCAGACUAUUGUUGGUGGAGCAUCCGACUGCAAUGAUUUCGGUUUCAACUUCAAUUCAGGGACAUUCAGGGGAUAUCUCAAGUUAUCAAAGGAAUGUACACGUGACUUGGAUGCUGGAAAACCAUUGGCAACAAUCGGCACGUGGUACAUGGUCGCUGUCACCAGCAAUGCUUCUCAUGCAAAAAUAUAUCUGAAUGGGCAAUUUAAAGAAAUUAAUACGGUGUUGUUGAACCAUAUACCUACUACUGCUGGGUUCUGGAUUGGUUCGGCUGUCUGUUGUCCCGCCGACUAUUUCCGAGGAAUGAUUAAGAAUGUCAAAGUAUGGAAUCGAGAACUAACGAAUGAAGAAAUAAACCGUUCCAUGUACAACAUUGGUACACAAAACUCAACGACUGAAGCCCUGAAUGACGGUUUAGUUGGCCACUGGGAGCUGGGUGACACAACCCUGCCAGCGUGUUCAGGAGGUCUAGAAGUGGAUCACGGUGGAGACGACUGGAUCUUAAAAGACACGGAGAUUAUCAGUGGUAUCCACUGUAAUGUAAGCCGGUUCGUUAUACCAAAAGGUGUCACUGUCCUAGUGUCACGGUACAACGGUUCUACCGGAGGAGUGUUUGACGUGACAGCACAGGAAGUUCAAAUUGAUGGUUAUUUAGACGCGGUAGGUGCCGGAUUCAGAGGUGCAGCAACUUCAAAUGUGUCGGGUAUUGGUGGAACGCAAGGCGAGACUUACAGCGGUGCCGGCAAGAUAUCCAUUCAGCAGAAUAAUGGUGGUGGCGGUGGAGGUUCCGGGGGAAACACGUUAAAAGAUGGCACGGGACGAUCAGGAGGGGGAGGGGGAUAUGGAAGUGCUGGAUUCGGGGGCAUCAAAGUUGUAGGAGACAGGAUUGGUCUUGGAUCAGGUGGACGUAUGUAUGGAGAUACAGAUCUUAACACACUGUACAGGGGCUCUGGUGGAGGCAGUGGCGGAAAUGCAAAAGACCUUACUACAAAUCCACCUGGCGGACACGGUGGCAACGGGGGUGGAGCUGUGAAAAUUAUUGCCGAGAGAUCGAUUGUCAUCACCGGUGUGAUUUCAGUAGCAGGGGAAAAUGGACAAGGUGACAUACCUGCCGGAAGUGGAUGUAUGGGAUGUCCAGAUUCCUGCGAUUUGAAGAGCCCUGUCCGUUGCCUUGGUAAUAGUACUACUGCUUGCUGGGAUAUGUCAGGACCCGGGGGUGGAGGUAGCGGAGGUAGCAUAUACCUGUCUGCCAAACUUGUUGACAUUGGUUAUCAGAAGUUAUGGGCGAUGGGCGGUGAUGGAGGAACCGGUGGCAGCCAUUGCUGUGGUGGUAUGGGUGGGAUGGGGCGUAUCAGAAUCGACUCCCUUAUUUUGAAGGGGAUUGUGGGCGAUAACCACGGUGUCGUUAAGACAUCGACAUUGCAGGAUCAAUUUGUGGAUCACAGUCAGUCUGGACAGAAGCAGAUUGAUUACAGAAACACGGUAUAUGGGAACGAAGUAUUCCGAGGGUGUUUCCGCGAUGUUCCGACCAACCGUACUCUAGCUUUUGCCAUACCUAGCACAUCUGUCACCAGAUCUAAAAUGACGCCGGACUAUUGUAAACAACUCUGCAGGCAAAGAAACUAUAAAUAUUCUGGUACAGAGGGAACCAAUCAAUGUUACUGUGACAACCAUUUAGAUAUGAGUAAAAAAGUUCAUGAUAGUGAAUGUGGAUUAGCCUGUCAGGGUAAUCCAUUGUGGACUUGUGGUGGCACUAACAGGUUACAAGUAUUUGGUCCUCCGCCGGGAGCACCAGCUGUUGGACACAAUGUUUUAUCAAAAUGUCUGCCGUGGUGUGUUACCGCCGACGCUGGUACUGACAAUCCUAAAUGGGGACAGUGCAUCAACAAGCCACCUAGUGUGACAAGCUGGGAUGUGAAGUGUGAAUGUAGUCCAGGAAAAACUGGACCAAAUUGUGAUCAGCAAUGUCCAGCGUGGACUUAUGGGACAUCUUGCAGGAGAAACUGCACGUGUAACCAGAGCAACACUGCCAUGUGUGACCCAAGUAACGGUGUAUGCGCAUGCAAACCAGGUUUCCAGGGAAACAGUUGCCAAAACAAAUGCCCGGAUGGUUACUAUGGAGAAGGCUGUACUCAUGCAUGUAAUUGUUCAAGUAACUCUAUUUGCGACCCAGCGACAGGAAAUUGUGUGUGUAAGCAAGGUUGGAUGGGGCCGCAUUGUAAUUUCCCAUGUCCGAAGAAUACAUUUGGCGUUAACUGUUCACAAACGUGUACUUCUAGAUGUAACCAUGGAACAUGUAACCCUGUGGAUGGCACAUGUCAGUGCUAUCCUGGAUACGAACUUCCGUUUUGCGCCCAGCAGUGUGACCCUUACAAUUACGGUCAGGAUUGCUUACAGCGCUGUGACUGCACGGGCCAAAAAUGUGACCCAAUAUCAGGGCGUUGUCACUGUGAUGACGGGUACCAGGGGACAAAAUGUGACAUGGAGUGUCCAUUCGGAACGUAUGGAACAAACUGUGCCUCGAAAUGUGAUUGUAAAAAUGGCGCUGGUUGUGAUCACGUGACGGGAGAAUGUCACUGUGCACCUGGAUUCAUGAGGGAGAAAUGCGAAGCGGCGUGUUCCGCUGGGCAAUUUGGUGAUCAUUGUGCCUACACGUGCGCGUGCAAUGCCAGUCAGACAGCUGCAUGUGACGGUGCCACAGGAAAGUGCGCGUGUAAACCAGGCUAUUAUGGGAGCAAGUGUGGACUCCAGUGUGGCAGAGGUUAUUACGGACCUCAAUGCUCACUGAAAUGUGCUUGCAGAAAUGGUGCAACAUGUGACCCUGUCACUGGGCAAUGCAGUUGUGCACCGGGCUUUGUUGGGAACCAAUGCGAGACACCUUGCCAACCUGGUCACUAUGGCAACAAGUGUCUAUUGUCGUGUGACAUUAGCUGCAACAGGCAGUGUAAUAUUGUAGACGGCUCUUGCACUUGUUCAAGCGGUCUUGUCUGUCCCUGUCCAGUAAAUACCGCCGGCAAAACUACUAAGUGCAACAAAACUUGUUCAUGCGUUAAUGGUCAGUGUCAGCCGGACAGUGCCACGUGCAAAUGUUAUUCGGGAUGGAAAGGAACUGCAUGUGAUAUACCCUGUGAUAAAGGCACGUAUGGUCAAGUUUGUGGCAGGACAUGUAAUUGCGUUCAUGGAAGUUGUGACCAAGCAACCGGAAGUUGUAUCUGUGACAGCGGAUACAGCGGCCCCAAGUGUGAUAUACCUUGUAAGAAUAGCACAUUUGGUGCCGGCUGUAAGUUUCAUUGCCCAGAUUGCGGGUCGUUUUCAUUGCCUGGUUGUGAUGUUGGCACGGGAGCUUGUAAGUGUAGGGCAGGAUACUUUGGUCCAAAAUGCUAUAGGCCAUGCCCUCCGGGAACAUACGGACUUAACUGCUCUAACACGUGCAGCUGUCAGAAUGGUCAUUGUGAUCACGUGACUGGAACAUGUUUGUGUAAUGCCGGGUAUCAAGGAAAUCGGUGUCAAAAUACCUGUCCUGCUGGUCGUUAUGGUUUGAAUUGUUCAAAGACUUGCGACUGUGGCCCGCAUGGCAGUAGUUGUUCUCCAGUUGAGGGCCUUUGUGUGUGUAAACCUGGAUUUACUGGAGUGAAAUGCCGACAUAGUUGUCCAGUUGGUUUCUUUGGACAAAACUGCACACAGAGUUGCACAUGUGAUCUCAUGGCCGGUAUAUGUAGUCCUGUCGAUGGCACGUGUUUGUGUAACUCGGGAUACUAUGGGAAGUACUGCGACGCAGUUUGCGGGCCAGGCUUUUGGGGCAAAGGGUGUGCGCAACAGUGUGAGUGUAAUGGCCGUGGUACAUGUAAUCCUUUCAACGGACAGUGUGAUUGUGUUGCCGGCUAUAAAGGGACUAGAUGCGAAACACAAUGUGAUCAGGAUAUCUACUGGGGAAAAAACUGUGCCAACCCUUGCUCUUGUAACGGUGCGCAUUGUGAUCAUAGGGACGGGACGUGCCGGUGUCCGCCGGGAAAAAUAGGUCACCAGUGCGAAAAAGGAUGUAACCUUGGCUAUUUCGGUUUCCAGUGCGCUCAGAUAUGUGGUUGUAAACAUGAUUCCAAAUGUGACCCUGUAACAGGAGCCUGCCGAUGCCAGCCAGGCUGGUCAGGGCAGUUCUGUGAUAAAGCAUGUCCCGAUGGUUACUAUGGGGUAGACUGUGCGGAUAUAUGCCCUGAUUGCUGGAAUGGUGGGUCAUGUGACACAUUUGCUGGCACCUGUGUAUGUAUGACGGGAUACACAGGACAGUAUUGCAAUACAUCUUUUCUUACCGGAAACCAGCAACCAGAAUCUCAGUCUCAAACACUAAAAGUUUCGUCAUCUGGAGUGCAGUUUACUGUCUCACAAUUUGUCGGAUUUAUGGCCGGGUUUGUUUUCCUGCUGAUUUUUGUGUCCGUAAUGGCUGUACUCGUUUCCCGCAGAUGUUCUGCAGGCCGAUUUGGAGGGACACAGGGCGUUGUCAAAUUUAAAGGCGAGGAACUGGAUAUAAAUAUUUCACCUGGUACCAGUAACGGGUCUGGUGGAGUUUCAAAUACAGGAUUUGUGAAUCCUGUUCAUGAAGCCGGCUUCAACGAGGUUGAAUUGGAUAGUAAAAGUGUGACAUCAGACGCCACGAGCGGCGUCGCUUCGGCAAUGGUUGAUUCCGAUGGUGAUGACGAUGACAACUUUUUCAAAGACAGCAAUGCGUAGUAACUGUCUUUAAAUAGUUUUGUUUGGAAAAAAAGUACUGGUCAUAUACUCAGUGAGAAUGGAUUUGUUAUAAUAUUACAAAUGAUGUCACGUUAUCUUUACAUUAUUGUCUUUACUUUAGACUAUGGCAUAGAACUUUGUACAUACCGCAGUGCAAUUACAAUGCAAAAGUGUAAUUAUUUAGUCACUCGCUUUUAUAAUUAAAACAAAACGUGUAGUAUUCGUUUAUUGCACGAUGUCCAGUUAUAUCUUAUGUUAUAAUACUAUGUUAUACAUGAAACUCCUAUGUAAAACAAAAUGUACUAUUGCUCAAUAAAUUGCCAAAUUAGGCGUAACUUA